UACUGCAGAACUGUGUAUAUUAGUUCAUUUGCAUUUUCGUUUUUGGAACUUUAUGGAAAGCAGCACAGAAAAAAAGUGGGAUGAGAAGAACAAAAAAAUAUUUGUAAAAGUGAAGCUCAUUCUGAGGUACAGAGAAGGCGGAACACAGCAGACGCCAGACAGAGACACACUGCAGACGCCAGUCAGAGACACACUGCAGACGCCAGACAGAGACACACUGCAGACGCCAGACAGAGACACACAGACCACAGCACCUUCACACCAGUCACUAACAGUUAUGGGUUCAGCGGUGAACUUCAUUCUGCUUUUCUCGGCAGGACUGUGGGCUCUCGCUUUGUGUGCAUCUCGUCAGUUUUAUGUGGUGAACACACCAAUGACGUGGACCGAUGCUCAGAAAUACUGCAGAGCAAAAUACACUGACCUGGCCACCAUUGCGAAUGAUGAAGAAAUGAAUGCUGUGAAGGAAGCUCUUAACGGGAGCACAGUAAAAUUCUGGAUAGGACUGAGGCAGACUGAUAGCAAUUCCUCGAUUGUUUUUAACAGUAGGUCCUGGGUCUGGUCAGAUAAUUCUCAAGUCUCAUACUGGUACUGGAAUAAUAACGAGCCAAACAACGACGGGAUUGAUAACUGUGUGGAAAUUUGGGAAGCAAGUGCAAAUAAUAAAUGGAAUGAUGCAGGUUGCAAUAACACUGUCCAUUUUGUCUGCUAUAAAAGACGAACUCCUCUCACCGUGAUCACUGAGAAGAAGACCUGGCGAGAAGCCCUGAGGUACUGCAGACAGCAUCAUGUGGACCUGGUUUCUGUUGACUCGCAGGAAAUGCAGGACUGGGUGGAAGUAGUCACUAAAAAUGUCUCCAGUGAUAUGUGGAUUGGCCUGCGUCACACCUGCGCUCUGGGCUUCUGGUACUGGGUGAAGGGAGAGAUGAUCUGCUACCAAGACUGGGCUCCAGGUAACGGAACCGGAGUGGAAGAUUGUGGUGAUGUCGAGAGAACCGGAGCGGUUCUGUCCGAGAGUAAGAAGUGGGUCAGCCUGCCACAGACUCACGAACUCUACUUCAUCUGUAUCACCUUCCAGUGAAGGCUACUAGAAGUGGACGCAUGAACUUCAGCUGGAUCCUCGUAGUUCAGGACCAGACAUUUCUUUCUCAGCAUCAUUUCACUUAAUUUU
This is a messenger RNA of Ictalurus furcatus (blue catfish), 1168 nucleotides long. Its product is annotated as C-type mannose receptor 2-like. The record is from RefSeq and is a predicted model, not a curated record. Lineage: Eukaryota; Metazoa; Chordata; Actinopteri; Siluriformes; Ictaluridae. The coding region runs from base 53 to 1078 and encodes 341 amino acids. The transcript is spliced from 6 exons.